UAGGGGGCGCCUAUAGGGGCACCUGCGCGGGGCCGGGCUCCGGUACCCGCCCUUGCGGGUCGCCUAUAGCGCGCCUAUAGAGGCCUCGCGGCGGGCGGGCCGGCCCCUGGCGCAGGUGGGCCGCGCCGCCCCAUAGAGGCGCUCCUAUGGCCGCUAUAGGGCGCGCCUAGGGCCGCGGCCCCGCCCCGUCCAGCACAGCCCGCGCCGCCGGGGGAGGUGCCGGAGCCGCGGCCGAGCCGGGCCGGGCCGAGCCGAGCCGAGCCGAGCCGAGCCGAGCCGGCCGCAGCCAUGGCGGAGCUGCGCGUGUUUCCCCUCUCCUGCGUGGCGCAGAGCUAUGCCUGGGGCAAGGUCGGCCUGGAGAGCGAGGUGGCCAAGCUGCUGGCCAGCAGCGACCCCCUGGUCCGCAUAGAGCCCGACCGGCCCUACGCCGAGCUCUGGAUGGGCGCCCACCCCAAGGGCGACGCCGUGAUCCGGGAUAACCGCAUCCCCCAGCAGACCUUGGGCCAGUGGAUCGCGGAUAACCCCGGGUGCCUGGGCGCCAAGGUGAAGGACACCUUCGAUGGCCGGCUGCCUUUCCUCUUCAAAGUGCUCUCGGUCAACACAGCCCUCUCCAUCCAGGCGCACCCCAACAAGGAGCUCGCGGCGAAGCUGCACGCCCAGUUCCCCGAGCACUACCCGGACGCCAACCACAAGCCAGAAAUGGCCAUCGCGCUGACCCCCUUUGAGGGCUUGUGCGGUUUCCGGCCCGUCGAGGAGAUCGUGUCCUUCCUCCAGACCGUCCCCGAGCUGCGGGCGCUGAUCGGCGACGUGGCCGCGGAGCAGCUGGAGCGCAGCGUGAGCGACGACCCGCGCGGCGUGUCGGCCGCCCUGCGCGUCUGCUUCACCCGCAUGAUGAAGAGCGAGAAGAAGUUCUUCGUGGACCAGCUGAACAUGCUGGUGAAGAGGAUUUCCCAGGAAGCUGCCGACGGGAAGGACACGGCGGGCAGCAACGGGGACCUGCUGCUGCGGCUGCACUCCCAGUACCCCGGCGACAUCGGCUGCUUCACCAUUUACUUCCUCAACCUGGUGAGGCUGGAGCCGGGGGAGGCUAUGUUCCUGGGCGCCAACGAGCCGCACGCCUACCUGCACGGAGACUGCGUCGAGUGCAUGGCCUGUUCGGACAACACCGUGCGAGCCGGGCUCACCCCCAAGUUCAUCGACGUGCUCACCUUGUGCGAGAUGCUCAACUACACGCCGGCACCCAGCAGCUCCAAGAUCUUCCCUGCCACGCAGAGCCAGCUCGAUCCCAGCGUCUACCUCUACGACCCGCCCGUGCCGGACUUCACGCUCAUGAGGAUAGAGAUUCCUUCCUCUAUCAAGCUGUACCUCGUCUCUGCUGUGGACUCUGCUAGCAUCUUGCUGGUGAUCCAAGGAACGGCUGUAGGUACCUCCACAGCCGCAGCGUCCGAAAUGACCCUGCGUCGUGGCUCUGUGCUGUUCAUCUCUGCCAACGAGAGCAUCUCCCUCCACCUCUCCUCACCAGAAGGGAUGCUGCUCUUCCGGGCCUGCUGCCUCCUCUGAGUGGGGACCCCAGGACACCCCCUCUGCAGUGGCUCCACUUUAGAGUAGAUAGAAACUGGCCUGGGCAAAGUAGGCUUGCCAGGUUGGGUGUUAGCUUGAAAAUCGCCCCUUAGUCCACUAUUAAACCCAAAGUAACUCGCACUCAAUUUGUACAAAAAGCAAUGUCACACUCACCCUCUGGCUUCUGAAUCGACUCCUUGAUCACGGCCCAGAGCAAAGGGGGGAGGAAGAACCUCUCCCUUCGUAGCUUUGUAACCACAUCCCCGCGUGCGUGGGAUGGGGGUGUCCCCCUAGCAUCCCACCCCACAGAGCCCGUACUCACCAGUGCUGCUAAUGCCGUAUGGCAACAUUUUUUUUCCCCUCCCUCUUGCUGAAAAGCAGCAGGGAGGUGUGAGACCUGUGCCCUCCGUCUCGCGAGAAGUCCUUACCUGGUGCUGGAGAGCAGCGCCGCUGCCCGUCUCGUAGGGACGUUCUGCUGCUUGCCCGUGCAAAUGUGAUGCUGAGGUUUUCUCCUGGGUGGGGAGAAGAGAGCUGGGGCUGCCGUGGGGCUUAGUUAGACCAGACUUCAUCCAAAGCGCUUCGGGGGGCUGCAGGCAGGGAGAGGGGCUUGGCUGGCCUUGGGGAACGUUUAUUUGCUGUCCCUCUGUACUGCACGUCACUGCCUAUUGCUGACAGCUAACUGUGAAACGCCUAAUUCUCAUCUAAAGCGGGAGGUGCGAUCGCAUCUGGCACCUCCCGGCUCUCGCCAGCACCCAGGCGUGUUGCGCAGGGCUGGACGAAGGCAGCCUGGGGGGCAGAUCUGGGGAGGGGCACGCGCCUGGGUGUUUGGUGUGCUCACCGUGCCUGAUCGUUCGUAGGCAGCCACGUAAGCUGUGCCCUCCCUUCCCCGUGUGUGGAAGGGAAAAGGCACAGCCUUACUUCACAGGGUGGUGCGAAGCUGAAUGUUUGGAGAUCCUCAAGUGAACCGGUGCUAAGAAUAAAGUGGUAACUUUG
Molecule: messenger RNA, 2553 nt
Organism: Rhea pennata
Lineage: Eukaryota; Metazoa; Chordata; Aves; Rheiformes; Rheidae
Gene: MPI
Product: mannose phosphate isomerase
Exons: 8
Coding region: 289-1560 (423 amino acids)
Biological process (GO): GDP-mannose biosynthetic process; carbohydrate metabolic process
Cellular component (GO): cytosol
Molecular function (GO): mannose-6-phosphate isomerase activity; zinc ion binding
Source: RefSeq, a predicted model, not a curated record